AUGGGCAGGACCCAUACUUCACGCCCCGAUCUCCCCUCAGCCAGCGCCAACCCUCAGGUUCUGGAGCAUGCCACUCCGUUGGAGGCCGAGGUCGGAAGUGAGUUCCUUGAGAAACUCGCUUCCCGGGGCCAGAAGAACAAGGCGCCGGCACCCGAAACCGGUUCAAGCCGUGCUCCUCCUGCCAAGCGCUCCCGGAAGGAAGUUGUUGGCGGGAAAGAGGUCACCACCAAGCAUUACCGGAAACAGCAGAUGCCGGUUGCCUCCGGGCUUGUGCUCAAGAUUACCAAGAGCGCCUCCGGCAUGAGGCCGGAAAGCUCUGAGGAUGUCCCCAGGGCCUCACCUCCUCCUCAACCAAACCACCGCGCGGAGGAGGACCUUGUCUCCCCUCCAGAAACUCAAGACACCGGUGCCAGCAACAUCGGCGCCGGCAGCAAAGAUGCCGGGAGGGCGGAACCGCAGGUUCCUCCCGUCCCAAAGAAGAAAAAGAAGACAGCUUCUGCCUCCUCCCCCUCCAAGACCGUGCCGGACUCUUCCGCGCCGGCAAGCUCUGCCCCGGCAAAGGAAGCACCUGAAGCUCCUGCGCCAAACAAGGCUCCAACGCCUCCACCGGCUGCCUAUACCGGCGAGCCUGCUCCUGCCAAGCCAACACUGCCGAAGGGCACCAGCUCACCCUCCUCCUUGGUGUUGCAUACCAGCCGCGCCGCCAUUGUGGCCGGAGAAACGGCUUCAGCUCAGCUGGGCCGGAUCACCGAGCUCACCCGCAGCGGAGCCGACCUGGGCUAUCUUCUUGAUUACGCUGAAAAGUGGAAUCAGGCAGAUGUGUCCCCAGCGACGUGCGGCCUGGGGAAAGACAAGCUUCCGGUGGUUGAUCCUACCGGCCCCCGGAGCACCGUGCAACACUUUGGCCGGCUACGGCGCGCGGUCAAAGAAUUUGACACCGCGUGGCACGACGCCAACAACAACGUGUUGAGCACGUUGGACGCCCGGAAGCACCUCUUCGAGGAGCUUCUAUGGGAGCAUCGGGAGCUUUCGGCGGCCCACACUAUUCCGGAAGCCACCGUCGAGGCCCUUACUACCCAGAUCGCCACGCUCCAAGGUGAAAAGGAGCAGCUUGCCAAGGAGCACCAACAAGCUCUGGACGCUCAGACGACUCUUGCCACUGAGCUAAAGAGAAAGCUCAUGGAGGCUGAACUCCGGCAUUCGCGGGAGCUGAAGGAGGCUGAGGCCAAGCUGGAUGAAUCCUUGAAGGAGUUCACCAAUUCCAGCGCGGUGCUGCGGACAGAGUUGGAGGAGCAGACCAAAGCGCGGUAG
Molecule: messenger RNA, 1311 nt
Organism: Lolium perenne
Lineage: Eukaryota; Viridiplantae; Streptophyta; Magnoliopsida; Poales; Poaceae
Source: RefSeq, a predicted model, not a curated record